AUGCGUGCCAUUGUUCUGGUGUCCUUCUUGGUCUCUUCUCUGCAAGCCAGUCAUCUGCAGGGAGAACAAACCUCAGCAAAGAGGGAGACUCGAAGGGGUCCUUGCGUGCGAUGUUGCGACCCUGCGGAGCAGCCAGUCUCGAUCACCUCUUCUCGAUACAUCCGGAUGACGAGCGACUCCACCUAUUCAGUGCCAAAAGUCCGGCCCACGAUAGACAUCACGAUCUUGAAAGGUGAAAAAGGAGAAAUGGGAGUCAAAGGAAUAUCAGGGCCUGUGGGCAAAGCGGGUGAACCAGGCCUACGGGGCUAUAAUGGUCGGAAAGGGCAGAAGGGUCAACUCGGCCCGCCGGGAUACUCUUGCAAGCAGUAUUAUGUGGCGUUUUCAGUGGGCCGCCGCAAGCCCCUCCAUAGUUCUGAUUACUACCAGCACGUCACAUUUGACACCGAGUUCGUCAACCUCUACAAGCACUUCAACAUGUUCACGGGGAAGUUCUUCUGCUACGUGUCUGGGAUCUACUUCUUCAACCUCAAUGUCCAUACCUGGAACUACAAGGAGACCUACCUCCACCUCAUGAAGAACGACACUCAAGUCGCUAUCCUGUAUGCCCAGCCCAGCGAACGCAGUAUUAUGCAGAGCCAAAGCCUCAUGCUCGACCUCCUGGAGGGGGACGAGGUCUGGGUGCGGAUGUUCAAAAGGGAAAGGGAGAACGCCAUCUACAGCGAAGAGUCAGAUGUCUACAUCACUUUCAAUGGACAUUUAAUUAAGCCAGCCACAGAAUGA
This is a messenger RNA of Eublepharis macularius, 780 nucleotides long. RefSeq names its product C1q and TNF related 8 (gene C1QTNF8). Lineage: Eukaryota; Metazoa; Chordata; Lepidosauria; Squamata; Eublepharidae. The record is from RefSeq and is a predicted model, not a curated record. Gene Ontology annotation, molecular function: protein binding. The transcript has 2 exons. The coding region runs from base 1 to 780 and encodes 259 amino acids.